AGUGACACUACAAAUCAUUCUGCAAGGCUACUCCUCAGCUCACAGCUUGUCUCAGCGACUUCAGUGCCUUCCCUCUCCUCUCCCGCUCCGCUGGGCAGUGUUGGUGCAGUCAGUAGCUGGAUAUACCCUUCCCAUCAGCAGGUCCACUCCUUCACGUGUGGAAAAAAAACCUCUUUAGCAACACUCAGAAGCCAUGGCAGAGAUUACCGGAACAUUCCGCAUGGUGUCGGAGGAGGAGCAGGCGCUCCGAUCCAAACUGGAGAGGCUCACCGUCAAGGAUCAUGGACCGGUCUUCGGGGUUUGUGACAAACUGCCUCCUCACACCAUCCAGAAGGCGAAGGACGAGAUGAGCGAGACGGAUGAGAAGCAGGAGAGUGCGGUGAAGGAGCUGCGUGCGCUGAUGCAGAAGAAGGAGGACGCCGGAGAGGACGCUGGCAAGUCCGUGGCAGAGCGCAUGCUGGACAAGCCCGACGCCAUCCUCCUGCGCUUCAUCCGCGCCCGCAAAUACGACGUCACCCGCGCCUACGAGCUCAUUAAAGGGUACGUCCGUUUUCGGGAGCAUUACCCUGAGCUCUUUGAGAACCUGACCCCCGAGGCGGUGCGCAGUACCAUCGAGGCGGGGUACCCUGGGAUCCUCUCCAGCAGAGACAAGUACGGCCGCGUGGUGCUGCUCUUCAACAUCGAGAACUGGGACUAUGAGGAGAUCACCUUCGAUGAGAUCCUGCGUGCCUACUGCGUGAUCCUGGAGAAGCUGCUGGAGAACGAGGAGACGCAGAUCAACGGGUUCUGCAUCAUCGAGAACUUCAAGGGCUUCACCAUGCAGCAGGCCACCGGGAUAAAGCCCACCGAGCUCAAGAAGAUGGUGGACAUGCUGCAGGACUCGUUCCCAGCCCGGUUCAAGGCGGUCCACUUCAUUCACCAGCCGUGGUACUUCACCACCACGUACAAUGUGGUCAAGCCACUGAUGAAGGGCAAGCUCCUAGAGAGGGUCUUCGUUCACGGGGACGAGUUGGAAUCCUUCUUCAAGGAGAUCGAUGCCGACAUCCUGCCCUCGGAUUUCGGUGGGAAGCUGCCCGCGUACGACGGGAAGGCGACGGCUGAGAAGCUGUUCGGUCCGCGGAUCGAGUCCGAGGACACGGCUCUCUAACCCUGACGCUCCCCAGCGACAGAAGGAUAAGAGCUCAGCGAAACGAGAAAGAGUCAAUAAUAGGGUUGCUGUAUUAGAUUUCUGUAAGAGGCAGUCAAGAAACACUGUGAUUUCGAGGAGCGGAUUAAAACCGUGCACCAGAAAAAAACUGAACCAACGCAAACUAAAACCCAGAAGGCAGAUUUCCGGCUCGUUUUAUUUAUGAGAUUUGUAUUAUUCUCCCCGGGACCAGUUUCAAACGUACACCGGCUCGCUGCGGCUCGUAAUGACUUCUGCUUUCUCGAGAUCCUGGGAUAAAUGAUCUCACGAUCGCGACAUAACGAAUCCCCUGCUCCCCCAUGGCCUCAACGAGCCACCGUACAAACGCACAGAAAAUAUCAUUAAGUGACUGUGCAAAACGACUCCCCGCUAUAACAAAUAAAAUAGUUUUGAUAUAUUGUACAGGAUAAGUGCUACAACUUAUAUAUAUAUAUAUAUAUAUAUAUAUAUAUAUAUAUAUAUAUAUAUAUAUAUAUAUAUAUAGUAAAUAAGAACUGGAGAAGAGGGCUAUAGUGGAAAAUUAUUGACCCGAGGGAAGACUGUUGUUACCGACAGGGGGCUACAAUGCCCGAAGCCGCAGGAGGUAACAGUAGUCUUCCUGAGGGGCAUUUAAUUUUCCACUAUGGCUGAGUGUGCAGUACAUAUUUAAUAUAUGAAUCAGUGAAGGAAAUAAGUGAGGCAAGGUUGGAUAGUAGAUAUGACUUUAUAUAUUUUGUUUAAGUAUUGCUGAUACAGCAUAAGUAAAUAAAUAACAUAAAUAACGCACAGUUAUCAAAGUUUUUUGGCAUCCAGCUCUCCGUCUGGCUUGCUGACUGCUGCAUAAUCCAGUUUAUAUCCCGGCCGUCAUAUUUGUAUACAUCAUCGAGUUGAAUUUGUUUGAAUUUCAGUAAGUCAGAAAACAGUGAACGUGACGUUUUAAUCACCAUUUGAGUGUUUGGAGCAUCUUUCUUUCUUUUGUAGUAUGUUUUGUAAUUCAUUUUCUGUUAAGUCACAGAAUCGCUAAUCAGCAGUUUCUUCACAUUCAGCCAUUGUCUCUCGUUGUGAGGAGUGGAGAUGAAAGACGUUCCUUUGAAAAGGGGCAGGACUGACAGUGAUGUGAACCAAUCACAUGACAGAGGGAGACUAUUGUCCGGUGGUGUGAGGAUGUUAAGGCAAUAGUUAAAUCUAUUUUUGCUCCUGUGAUUUUUGAAUGUUGCUUGGGCAGAGUGUUGAUGUAGAGCCCCAGGCUCUGGCACAGUAAGUAUUGUGGAGGCAGGCAGGGGGUGCUGCUGUAGGACAGGCAGGUUGCUGAGGAUGGUACAAUGCUAGGCAUUGCCAAUGCAGGAAGGUGCAAUAGAGACUCAGGUAAAUGUAAUAAACAGAUAAUACGAGGCAGGAUGAAUAAGGUUGGACGUACAAGAUCUCAUGAAAAAUAAACCAGCUGGAUAUUUUUGGGUCUUGAUUCUCAAAGCUUUAUAUUCACAAUUGUCAGGAAGAAUGCGCCCUAUCAGCGGUAAAGAACGGAGACAUUUCAAGCAGAGAUGUAGCGAUGAGAUUGUGCUCAAACCGAUUUGGAGCACAAAGCUUUGAGAAUCUGGCUCUUUCACUCCAAUCUGCUUGGGUUCUCGAUUUCUGUUGGUUUUGUUUUUUAUUGUAUUUUUUUGUGACCUGUAAGACCGGGCUGAUGAGAAUCUGGUUGGCCCCAGUUUUUGACCAGGCCCGCUGCUCAAGACAAGCCUUGACGAGGAAGAGACGCUUCAGGACGCUUGCAGUUUUAAUGAGUUGCCAUCAAGGCGAGAAAUUGAAAUACCUUAACUGCUAUUGUAUUGUAGUAUUUUGAAAGAGAAGUUAUUAACAUGUAGAUUAGUCUACUUUAUUAAAAAAAGCAGCAGCAAUGUUUACAAUAGUGUAUAUUUAGAUUGAUGGGCACUCUGUGUGUGAAUGCUUCAGAAGGGUGGAUGCCUUACUCCUGCACUUAUAAUACACCUUCACCAAUCGCAAGCCAUCUAGAGGAUAUACUGCCGUCCUAUUGGCCCCACUGAUGUUCCACUUACACCGUCCAAUAGGAACAAAGCAUUAACAAUACCAGCCUUUUACUGUGAAGAGUGGUUAUGUUAUAAAUCUAAGAUUUCACUCAAGAUAUUGGGUUUAAAAAAUAUAUAAAUAAAGAAACGAAAAAACAAA
Molecule: messenger RNA, 3349 nt
Organism: Acipenser ruthenus (sterlet)
Lineage: Eukaryota; Metazoa; Chordata; Actinopteri; Acipenseriformes; Acipenseridae
Product: retinaldehyde-binding protein 1-like
Exons: 8
Coding region: 194-1147 (317 amino acids)
Cellular component (GO): membrane
Molecular function (GO): phosphatidylinositol bisphosphate binding
Source: RefSeq, a predicted model, not a curated record